AUGAAGUUACUUGCCUUUUGUAGUCGUAAAUACGCCUCUGUAUCGACCAACAGACAGGCAGCAAGUCUUUUUUUAUUUAAUGAAGUUAUUUCUAUUUUUGGUAUGUUCUGUAAAUUUUACCAUUUUUGACAGUGAUAAAGCGCUUUAAGCUAAUGCGACAUGACUUGAGCUCUAUAUAAUUUGGUAUUAUUACUAUUAUUGUCUCAGAAUUUUAAAAAAAUCAUAACUAUAACAAAAUUCUCUAAUCUGAUUGGCUGUUGGUAGCCCCGCAUGAUUUCAGUGGUAGUAAGACAGCGUGAUGUAUAGAACAGUUAGCGACAUGGAGUUAUUUGACAGUACGCGCCAUCGCACGCCCACUUGAACGUUGUUUGUUUUUGUCACUUCUAUCAAACAACUCUUGUAAGGCCACGUGAUUUAAUUUAAAAGACAAUCUAAAAUUAUUACAAAUUUUGUUGUGGAUAUGAUUGAUUGGUAACAUCAUUUCGUGUCGUCUAUUUCGAUCUUUAACCCUACUCGUGAUAAAACAAAUCGGACUCCCGCAACCUGGUCGUCCGAUUUUGUUAAUCACUCUUAUGACUUUAGACCGAAUUAGACUCCACUCGGUCUUAUAAGUCUCCUCGUAAUAAAACAAAGUACGCAUGGCUACAGCAUACAGGCCGUUAUGAGCUAUCGUGGUAUAACCGGCGCUCAGUGUGAGUCACAGGCAAAUUGAGUGUGCCAGUCUAACGUGAUCUGACUGUAACUAACAGAUAUUUAUCGAACAAAGAAUCGAGUAGAAAGGAUUAACUAUCUCCAAGAUAUUUUUUGAAAGAACAACUUUGUGCAAAAUUUGGUCAAGGUUCACAGGCUGUUCACAGGCUGUUCACAGUCCCCUAGUUUUUCGUAAGAGCGUCAGGAUCUGUUUUUCUUAUGCACCAAAAGGGUGGUCGUCCAGGUUUGGGCAAAGCGCUCGAUCUCGACGAUGUUACGGAAAAAUAGGGGAAUGUAAACGGCAGUCUAAGUGCGAGUCAUGGGAAAUUCUCAUCUGGUGUUCGCACAUCGAGUGAAGGACUGAGUCAUAAGUUGAAAGUUAACCGCGUACAAGGUAUCUGGAAAUCAGGUAAAACAUCCAUUCUCGUGUUUGAUAUACCGGCUUCGCGAUCGAAUCAUUUGAUCGGCAAUUUUAGAAGUUCAAAGUUAAAAGUUGGUGGAAAAUUUAUUACUCAUGUCAUUCUUUCUGUUCAUUAUUAUUCUUUAUUCUGUGGUCCCUUUCAGAAUUUCAGCAAAAUAUAGAAUCGCCUAAUUAAUGAUCUCACAGGAAGUCUAAGAGGCGUUGAUCCUAGAAAUAUUGUUUUCACCAGACAUGAGCCUUCGUUAUUUACCUCGGCCCAAUCGCGACUAAACUCAGUAUGAAGUGUACUUGCCUUUUGUAGUCGUAAAUACGCCUCUGUAUCGACCAACCGGACAGGCAGCAAGUCUUUUUUUAUUUAAUGAAGUUAUUUCUAUUUUUGGUAUGUUUUGUAAAUUUUACCAUUUUUGAGAGUGAUAAAGCGCUUUAAGCUAAUGCGACAUGACUUGAGCUCUAUAUAAUUUGGUGUUAUUACUAUUAUUGUCUCAGAAUUUUAAAAAAAAUCAUAACUAUAACAAAAUUCUCUAAUCUGAUUGGCUGUUAGUAGCCCCGCAUGAUUUCAGUGGUAUUAAGACAGCGUGAUGUAUAGAACAGUUAGCGACAUGGAGUUAUUUGACAGUGCGCGCCAUCGCACGCCCACUUGAACGUUGUUUGUUUUUGUCACUUCUAGCAAACAACUCUUGUAAGACCACGUGAUUUAAUUUAAAAGACAAUCUAAACUUAUUACAAAUUUUGUUGUGGAUAUGAUUGAUUGGUUAACAUCAUUUCGUAUCGUCUGUUUCGAUCUUUAACCCUACUCGUGAUAAAACAAAUCGGACUCCCGCAACCUGGUCGUCCGAUUUUGUUAGUCACUCUUAUGACUACAGACCGAAUUAGACUCCAAUCGGUCUUAUAAGUCUCCUCGUAAUAAAACAGAGUAAGCAUGGCUACAGCAUACAGGCCGUUAUGAGCUAUCGUGGUAUAACCGGCGCUCAGUGUGAGUCACAGGUAAAUUGAGUGUGCCAGUCUAACGUGAUCUGACUGUAACUAACAGAUAUUUAUCGAACAAGGAAUCGAGUAGAAAGGAUUAACCAUCUCCAAGAUAUUUUUUGAAAGAACAACUUUGUGCAAAAUUUGGUCAAGGUUCAAAGUGCGUGCUAGGCUGUUCACAGUCCCCUAUUUUUUCGUAAGAGCGUCAGGAUCUGUUUUUCUUAUGCACCAAAAGGGUGGUCGUCGAGGUUUGGGCAAAGCGCUCGAUCUCGACGAUGUUACGGAAAAAUAGGGGAAUGUGAACCGCAGUCUAAGUGCGAGUCAUGGGAAAUUCUCAUCUGGUGUUCGCGCAUCGAGUGAAGGACUGAGUCAUAAGUUGAAAGUUAACCGCGUACAAGGUAUCUGGAAAUCAGGUAAAACAUCCAUUCUAGUGUUUGACAUACCGGCUUCGCGAUCGAAUCAUAUGAUCGGCAAUUUUAGAAGUUCAAAGUUAAAAGUUGGUGGAAAAUUUAUUACUCAUGUCAUUCUUUCUGUUCAUUAUUAUUCUUUAUUCUGUGGUCCCUUUCAGAAUUUCAGCAUAGUAUAAGUUACGCUUGAAAGUUUCACGAAUGGCAUUAGUCACAGCCUUGAUCGCCAUGAAAGAUGUCAUCCAGUAUUAAAACUGUUUCCUAUAUCCUUUUAUUUCAAAUUGAAAUGUACACUGGCAAAGCAUUGAAUUUCCAAACAGUCUAUGGGAUCAGACGAUUAAGCAAACAAAAUCAGGCCGCAAUUAAAAACAAAGAGGACUGAAGUUUCCUUUUUUAAAGAAGACAUCUUUUAACAGAGAGGAUUCAAAAUAACUGCAAUUUCAGACGGCUUAACAUAAAUCACAACGUAACAUUUUUUUACUUUGAUACUAAAGAUUUUAAGGUUAGAUUUUCAAUUUUUUAAGGCUUAGAUUAUCAAUUUAGUAAACAAUUUAUCGACUUUCAGACUCCAAAACAGAAAGGGCAGGAAAAACCCAGCGGAGGCUAUCAACAGAGAAUUGUAAUUAAGAAGGAUGAUAAAAUUGGAAAUCGAGAAUCAAGAUGAAAUUUGUUUCCAGGAUGCACAAAUAAUGGAUCUUUGCCCCGGAGUUAAUAUGUACUGUUUAAAAAACGAGCCGAAAACUCGAGGCGAAGUCGGAGUUUUUAAACCCGAUAAUACAAGACUACGAGUUUUUUGAACGGCUUCAGAAUCUCUGUUAUCUUGCACUAAUAUUAAGAUUUUGGGUUAUUUUGGUCCAAAGAAUUGGACGUAAAGUUUAACCAUGUCUUUAUCAGAUAUAAAGACACUCAAUAAACUUAAAUUUUUUUGUUUUGCUUUAUGAAUUAUUAAUGAGUUUUUGAACGUUAUUAAGUAAACACACACACGGCGCAGCGUUUGAUGUCCUUAAAAUAGAUCAAAGUUCUUUAGGAGAGAGAAAAAUAGUAUGCUAACCAAGAGACCUUUCUGCAAACUUCGAUAGGUGUUAGUAAAUACGACAUUUAGUAAGAUGAUAUCUACACAUGCUGAAAACUAAGGAACCGAUUUUUGUCCUUCCUUAGCUAAAGGAUUCCUUAUUUUGUCUAGCUUACUUCCCUUUCAUUAACCCUGAUCAUCUCGGGUCAUUAUAUGUUUCUGGGAACCUGCCCACCUAACCCUCUCCUAAGCCAACAUUUUGCCCUAAGUGAGAAGUAAGUGCUAAUGUAGACGGCAGUCAGUAUUUUUGCGUAUUCAAGUACGCGCGAGCAGUCAAACAAAAGGUCUGGAACGAGGCAGAAAACAAAGAGCGAGACCGGGAAGAGACGGUAAAAAUAUUUUUUUUCUCUCACGGGCGCGUGAGGCUCGCGCGUUUCGCGCGCGUAAGACUCUUACGCCGCGCUUUUCCGAUUUCGUUACUGAUUUUGAAAAAAAAAAACUGUUUUGCAGUCUAGUGCUAAUGUUGGGUGUUAGAUGGGCAGAUUCCCAUGAUCUCCAUGCCUACCAUUACAACAUUAGCUGAGAGAACUGUUCUCUUUAGUGAUCAUUUUAUUAAUUCUUAAACCUUUUAACAUUAUAAUGUACUGAUGUUGUUAGGAGAAAAUCUAUGUUGGCACCUCCUGGGAUUUGAAAGGUUAAUAGCGAUUUUACCAUUGUUUUAACAGUCAUACGGGCCAAAGUUCUGUCUAAGUCAACUGAGGAGCCAUUACUCACAGAGUCACCAGAGACAGCCGUCUUAGAAAAAAUCCCAGCUGAGUUUAUUCAAGAACAAGUAUACACAUUAAGAAUACUCAAAAUUUACAAAGGAGCCAUGGACGUCAAAGAGACGAACGGUGCUCAAGUUUACGGAUCAAGAAGACGGACGUGGCUUGCUAAGCUCUACACCACGCCAAACGCUUCUUCAUGCAACGUUCCCCUGCGUAACAACACCGUGUACCUUCUGACGGGUCAAAUACUCAACAAAAAGCUGAGGACUGGCAGUUGUAAUUGGCGGACAGAAUGGUCAGAAAUCACACGCAAGCAACGUGCGGGAAUCCGACGUUUUUACGGUGAAAACUGCAUGUGCCAGGUCGGUUUGUGUUUUGGUAGUAACUGUAGCCAAAUGCUACAGGGCUGUCACAAGGUGGAUUGGGGCGCGCCCAUGAAGGAAACUUGUAAGAGCAAGAACUCCUACUGCGUUAGGGACUGGCGAGGAAACUCAUGCGCUUGGCGGAUAACCAGCGAGUACAAGAAGUGUUUGAAAAGAAUCCCGUGAGCUACUGAGAUUGUAUUGAUUUUUUAACUUGCAUUAACACUGCGUUUUUUCACUGUACAAAACACGCAGUAGGACAUGCUUUUUCACAUAAUAUUCUUGCGAAAAGGUUUUAAAUCCACUUGUAAUAAACAAAGAUGUUUUCGAGACAAAAAGCUAGCUACAGUAGUACGCUUGGUAAUUGUAAGUGAUGAGAGUAAUUCAACAGUAUAGGUUAAAGAACUCUACCGCGAAAUCGAAUGUCUAAAUCUCAUGAAAGCAAUAGUAAAAGCACACAUGAAAGGACUUCUAAGGGUCACCUUAUUGCUGGUAUCCAGGAGCCAACAACCCGGAGCGAACAACUCCCAUACUAGGCCUAUGUCACGGCGUUUUUACAGACCAGUUUAUUUUUAAUCGCAUUUUAGGGCACUUUUUCCCGGAAAAAUAGAAUCUCCACCAUGUCUAUUAGCGUAUUCAAAGUAUUAGAUAUCAAAAGGGAAACCUAAACGUUAUUAAAAGGCAAAAAAUAUCAUUUUUAGGUCUGUAGAAUUUGCUGACUGGUUUGUGGAGUUUAGAAGAUAUUCAAAAUUCGCGCCCAAACCGUUCUAAAAAUAAACUGGUCCGUACAAACGCCCUGACACAAGCGCAUGGAAGUUGCUCGCUGCUACUUAUGGACUCCUGUGGUAUCUCAAUAACAACCCGUCUAGCUAAAAUUUGCAAGCUUGAGGGGGCGCUUAGAUAUUUUUGAUCGAAAAAAAAACUUUGUUUAUUGUCAUGUGACCUCGAAAAAGCCAAUUAGAGCGCGCGCUUUCAGAAAAAAGCUGUAUACAUAGUAACCAGAUGACAGUAAGAGUAACAUUUGCUGGACGAGUAGGUUAUAAUACGCGUAUCAAACAAUCUUAACCUCAAGCGUGACAUCAUUGCCCGAUAAGUGGCGUGAGAAGUCAGGAUGCUUUUUAACGUUUAUGUGUCCCUACAUCUUUUUAAGUCCUUACAUUGAAAAAUAUAUUCUCGAUUGAUGUCCAAAUAAACUGCUUCUUGCAAUAAACGCCGAGUCCACCAAACCAAGAUCGAGAAUGAGGUGUUUAAGUAAAAAUAGUUAUGGUAUGUGCUUUAAACAACAUGUUAUACAUAGUUGAGACUAU
Messenger RNA from Porites evermanni, 5932 nucleotides. NCBI's taxonomy places the organism in Eukaryota, Metazoa, Cnidaria, Anthozoa, Scleractinia, Poritidae. The record is from the annotation of a GenBank genome assembly.